GAGGUGACACCAUCGGGCUGGGGGCCAUGCCGCCGGGCACAAGGUGCUGUGCGGCUGGGGCACGCCAGGGGCUGCGGGGAUUUCGGAAGCAUAUUUUGGAGCAGAGGGGUAGUUUGAGGGUGCGUUGCGCGUGCAGGCAGGGGUAGGGCUUGGGCAUUUGCUCUCCUCCUCCCCAGUGAAGAUCCGCCCCAGGACAAGCACAGCGAUCGCGAGCCCCAAGGGAGACGACGCAGCUUGACAGACUGUAUCUCCCUCUGCCACGGGCCCCAAGGCGCUGCGAUUUCACACUUGGGCAGCCCCUUCGCCGCCGCACCAUGCGGGAGCGGGGCUCUCACUCCCAAUCUGCCAUGUCCUCAUCAGGAAAAGCCACCGGUGCUUCCUCCUGCCUCUCCUCCCAGUGCUUCGACCUCCUGACCAGGUCCUGUGUCAAGUGCUCCGACUUGUUCAGGGACAACACAACAGAGCCCGGCCACGCAGCGCCCACCUCUGCCCUGGCACCCACCAUCCCCUCGGCAGACCUGCCCAGCACCCUCCUGAUCUUUGGGGUCCCAGCAGCGGUGGGGCUCAUCCUGGUCCUGGCCGCCCUCUGGGGCUUCCUGGCCUGCAAGGUGGGGAAGCAGAGGAGGAAGAGGAAGGCAGCGGACGAGGAGGCCGAAGCAAACAUGGAUGCCACCAGCCCCCUGCCCAGCCUGGGCUGCCAGGACCCUGCCAUGCCGGAGGGAGAUGCCACUCUGGCCCCAGCCCGAGCUCUGUGCCCACAUCUCAAUGGAGGCCUGAAGAUGCCGGGGCUGCCCGGGAAAGCAGGGGCGAAACGGAGGCCAUGCUGCCAGGGUGAUGCUGACGGUGACAUCGUCCUGCUCUCUGCUGUGUACCCCCGGCACGAGGAGUGCAACCACGGCUUCCCACUGCCCGCCACCGAGCUGGGGGCUGCAGCCCUGGUCACCACCAAAACCACCCAGAACUCUCCCGGAGAGGAGAGAGCCUGAGAGCAGGAGGAACGGGGCUGGAGCGCUCCAGCUGCUUCCUGCAGACGCCCAGAGCCCAUCCCCAGGGCAGGCAAAGCCUUGCACGGAUAUGAGCUGUCUGAGGACCAGGUUUUGCCUUGAGCAAGAUCAGCCUUCUAAGAUGACUGCCCUUUUCCACUUCCCCGGUUGUGCCGAGUCCUAAGUUAUGCCUGUAAGCACUGGAGGAAGCCAAAGCUGAUCACGCCGAGUUACGCUGAACUGCCCACAGCUGCCACGGCCAUACCAUUGGGAGGAGGCAGAGGAGACGUGGCUGGUGAGGACAGAGCGUGGCAGGGGCUGCUGUGCCAUUUGCAAGGCUGCCUUUGUGCCAGUAUGGGUCUGCUGCUGGAUGGGUGAUUCCUGAGGAACGUGGGGCUGGAAUAGCAGAAAAAGGGGUGGGAAGGAAGAUGGAGAGGGAGGCAGGGAGUUACAUUAGGACCAAAUUCCACACCACUGCCAUUAACUUGAUUUUUGCUACUGACCUCAGUAAAAGGAGGCUUGGGGUCACAUGGAG
Molecule: messenger RNA, 1518 nt
Organism: Haliaeetus leucocephalus (bald eagle)
Lineage: Eukaryota; Metazoa; Chordata; Aves; Accipitriformes; Accipitridae
Gene: TNFRSF13C
Product: tumor necrosis factor receptor superfamily, member 13C
Exons: 3
Coding region: 315-986 (223 amino acids)
Biological process (GO): B cell costimulation; T cell costimulation; positive regulation of B cell proliferation
Cellular component (GO): external side of plasma membrane
Molecular function (GO): signaling receptor activity
Source: RefSeq, a predicted model, not a curated record